AUGUCGGGCCCACAGCCUCAGUUCAUGACGAAUGGUUGCAACAGAACUCACCCCAAUGACGAUAUUGAAUAUGAUCAGAUUGUUGUAUCCGAUAGAAAUAGCUGGAAAAACUUGUUUUCUUAUAUGGGUCCCGGCUUCCUUGUUUCGAUUGCCUAUAUCGAUCCUGGAAACUUUCAAACUGACCUUCAGUCGGGAGCCCAGUACAAGUAUGGGCUACUAUGGAUUAUAUUGUUAGCUUCAGUUGCUGCUCUUGUCAUUCAAUCCCUUGCGGCAAACCUGGGAGUUGUCACGGGGAAGCAUUUGGCCGAGCACUGCCGGCUGGAAUACCCGAAAAUCCCUAAUUUAUUUUUGUGGAUUCUUGCUGAAAUUGCUAUAGUCGCCUGUGACAUUCCUGAAGUUAUAGGAACAGCAUUUGCACUGAACAUGCUCUUUGGAAUACCAUUGUGGUGUGGUGUGCUUAUCACGGGCCUCAGUACAUUAGUCCUUCUACUACUACAGCAAUACGGGGUGAGGAAGCUUGAGAUAUUUAUUGCUUUCCUCGUGUUCACAAUCGCCGGUUGCUUCUUUGUCGAGUUUGGGUACGCGAAGCCGAAAGCUUCAGAAGUCUUAAAUGGCUUAUUUGUUCCCCAACUCAGAGGAAGUGGAGCCACAGGCCUAGCUAUUUCAUUACUCGGUGCUAUGGUCAUGCCGCAUAAUCUUUUUCUGCAUUCAGCACUCGUGCUUUCGAGGAAAAUCCCAAGAUCUGAGGCGUGCAGGUUUUACUUGGUUGAGAGUGGUUUUGCUUUACUUGUUGCAUUUCUUAUCAACGUAUCAGUUAUCUCAGUAAGUGGUGCGGUUUGCAACUCACCAAAUCUGAACUCAAAGGACCUCGAGAGCUGCAAAAACCUCGACUUAAAUGAAGCCUCAUUUUUACUCAAAAAUGUCUUAGGCAAUUGGAGUUCAAAACUUUUUGCCAUUGCCUUGUUAGCAUCUGGUCAAAGUUCUACCAUAACCGGAACAUACGCCGGGCAGUAUGUUAUGCAGGGCUUCCUUGAUUUGAGGCUCAAACCGUGGAUAAGGAACUUUUUGACCCGGUGCUUAGCUAUUGUCCCUAGUCUCAUUGUGACAAUUAUUGGUGGAUCUUCAGGGGCUGGAAACUUGAUUAUUAUAGCUUCGAUGGUCUUAUCGUUUGAACUCCCGUUUGCAUUAAUUCCGCUUCUCAAGUUCACAAGUUGCAAGGCCAAGAUGGGGUUGUAUGCUAACUCAAUUGCUAUUUCAGCCACUACUUGGAUCAUAGGCUCCUUAAUUAUGGGCAUAAACAUAUACUAUCUUGCUGAGAAACUGGUGACUUCCCUUAGUCAUAGCCAUUUGAAGAUUGUGGGCAUUGUGUUGUGUGGAGUUUUGGGAGUUUUGGGUAUGUUGAUUUACGUAGGCAGUAUUGCAUAUUUGGUGAUUCGCAAAAACAGAGAGGGCUCCCAACUUAUUAUAGCGCUCACGGCCUCCCAAAGUAACCUGCCUAGAGAGGACAUUGUUAAUAUGCAAUUGCCUUCAAGGAGGACUUGA
Molecule: messenger RNA, 1542 nt
Organism: Striga hermonthica
Lineage: Eukaryota; Viridiplantae; Streptophyta; Magnoliopsida; Lamiales; Orobanchaceae
Source: the annotation of a GenBank genome assembly